Messenger RNA from Saccoglossus kowalevskii, 845 nucleotides. Its product is annotated as trafficking protein particle complex subunit 9-like. NCBI's taxonomy places the organism in Eukaryota, Metazoa, Hemichordata, Enteropneusta, Harrimaniidae. Gene Ontology annotation, cellular component: trans-Golgi network. The record is from RefSeq and is a predicted model, not a curated record.
GGGCUACUUACAGAAGAUGUGGAGUUUGAUCCUAUCCCAGCAUCUUUUGCUUUGCCAGCUGAGUCAGGACCAUAUCCUUUAUCAAUUCAUGGCUCACCUAAGGGCACAGGCACCCUUAAGAUUAUUGGAUACAUUACUCACUGUCUUGGAGUUCGUAGUCAUUGUCGGUUACGAGAUGUUCCAACAAUAUGCGAGUCAUUUUAUGAAGUUGAUGUUGUUGCGGCUUUACCACAGCUACUAGUCCAUACCUCUUUACCACAGUCUGCUGCCAUUAAAGCCACCCCUGCAUCUAGUGGUGCAAUGUUAGCAAGUGCAACUGUUAACCUAUUUGCAGGUCAAAGCCAUGAAUGUGAAAUUACAUUACACAACUGUGGCCAAGUUCCUGUCCAAAGUGUUAUCAUACAUUUAGACUCCAGCAAAUCAAAAGAUAUUUCUGACAGUGUGAUGUUUAGCUGGAGUAAGGAAAAUAUUGAAACCCAACUACCUAUCCAACCGGGCAAUAAUUUAACAUUUACUCUGUAUAUCAAAGCUAUGGCAGAUUUUAUCACCUCGGAUGCAGUGCUUGAUGAAGACUCUCCAUAUUCACCUUACUUGCUGCCAGAAUUCAAGUCAAUGUCCCUGAAAUCUAAUAAUUCUGAUGUUAAAAGUAUACAAAGCUUGGAGGCUCUUCAAGGCAUACUGUGUAUUAAAUAUAGUGGAGGUGAGGGACAUGUUGAAGGAUAUUAUAGAGUAGCUCUUGUGGGCAUUCAAAUUAUUAUACAACCAUCUAUACAAUUCACAAAAUGGACAACCAUGCCAGCUCCAAAGUAAGUGUAAUCAGCUUUAGUCAACUUUUACUUAUGUGA